AUGGCGGAAGAGAAGGAUAUCCAGCCUACCAUGGCUCCUCCCCUGGAUCAUGAUUUCGAUCAUGAGGCUGAUCACAAGCGCGCUGCCAACAAACUUGUUGACGACGCACGACUCGCUACCGACAAUGAACGGAAGAUGACCCUGAUGCAGGGCAUCAAACUCUAUCCCAAGGCGAUUGGAUGGUCUGUCCUCAUCAGCACGUGUAUCGUCAUGGAAGGGUACGAUGUUUGUCUACUGAACAACUUCUUCGGUUUCCCGCAAUUCAAGCAAAAGUAUGGCGAGCAGCUUCCGGACGGCUCAUGGGAGAUUCCAGCAGCAUGGCAAGCCGGACUCUCGAACGGAGUUAUUGUGGGCGAGAUCAUUGGACUGUUCCUCAACGGAUGGAUCAGUGAGGCUAUUGGAUACCGAUACACUGUCAUGGGAUGCUUGCUUCUAAUCAUUGGCUUCACUACGAUCUUUUUCACAGCUCAAACAGUGGUGCACUUGCUGGUUGCGGAGAUUCUUUGUGGUAUCCCAUGGGGUGUCUUCCAGACGCUUACAAUCACGUACGCUUGCGAAGUUUGCCCUGUUGCUCUACGCGGAUACUUGACGACCUACGUCAACUUCUGCUGGGGCCUAGGCCAAGUUAUCGGCAUUGGUGUCAUUCGCUCCAUGGUCGACCGACCUGAUGAGUGGUCGUACCGUAUUCCUUACGCGCUCCAAUGGAUGUGGCCAGUUCCUCUUAUCAUUGGUGUGUUCCUGGCACCCGAGUCGCCAUGGUGGUUAGUCCGUAAGGGGAGAAUCGACGAUGCGAAGAAGGCUCUGCUUCGACUUACCAGCCUCGACCGCGAAACCGAUUUCGAUGCCGAUGAAACGGUAGCAAUGAUGGUACACACUACUGCUCUCGAGGAGAAGAUCACUCAAGGAGCUAGCUACUGGGACUGCUUCAAAGGUACUGACUUGCGUCGUACUGAGAUCGUGUGCAUGGCCUGGGCGAUUCAGAACCUGAGUGGAAAUGCUUUCUCUGGAUACUCAUCUUACUUCCUUCAACAAGCUGGCCUACCCGCAUCAACUUCCUACGACUUCGCAAUGGGCCAGUAUGGUAUCAACAUGGCCGGUGUCUUUGGCGCAUGGUACCUUAUGAAAGUUGGGUUUGGACGACGAACGCUCUAUCUAGGAGGUCUCUGUGGACUAUGUGCUAUGCUCUUCGUCAUGGGCUUCCUUGGCUUGGUGCCAGACUCUCAGCGCGAAACGGGUGCUAUGGCUACUGGAGCUAUGAUGAUAGUGUGGGCCAUGUUCUACCAGCUGACUGUCGGUACCGUGUGCUACUCCCUCGUUGCUGAGCUCUCCACACGUCGCCUCGCUAUCAAGACUGUUGUUCUCGGUCGCAACCUUUACAAUGUUAUCGGCAUCAUCACAUCCGUUCUCACGCCCUACAUGCUCAACCCAGGAGCCUGGAACUGGGGCAACUACGCCGGAUUCUUCUGGGCCGGGUCCUGCUUCCUAAGUAUCGUCUACACGUAUUUCCGUCUUCCUGAGCCCAAGGGCCGCUCCUUCGCCGAGCUAGAUCUGCUCUUCGAGAAGCGAAUUAGCGCGCGCAAGUUUGCGAGCACAUCUGUCGAUGUGUUUGAGGAUAGUCAUAUCCAGGGAACUGCUGCUUUUGACCGCUACGAAGAAAAAGUUGAUGCUGCUGUGAGAACCGAAUCUGUUGCUGCUGGUGUUACGAAGGUUUAA
Messenger RNA from Alternaria postmessia, 1713 nucleotides. RefSeq lists its product as uncharacterized. Gene Ontology annotation, biological process: carbohydrate transport; transmembrane transport. The transcript is spliced from 3 exons. NCBI's taxonomy places the organism in Eukaryota, Fungi, Ascomycota, Dothideomycetes, Pleosporales, Pleosporaceae. The coding region runs from base 1 to 1713 and encodes 570 amino acids. Gene Ontology annotation, cellular component: membrane. The record is from RefSeq and is a predicted model, not a curated record. Gene Ontology annotation, molecular function: carbohydrate:proton symporter activity.